ACAGCGGCCACAGGCUGCUGCUGCUCAGCCGGGAGCUUUAGCAAGGGGCUGGAUUCCUAACUAGCAACUCCUCACUCAGCUUUGUCGAUUCUGGAUUGAGAGGAGAGGCUUUUUCUCUUCUUGGAACACCUGAGCUGGGGUUUUUACCUAUUUUCUGAUUUUAAGUAGUUCCCUCCAUGAGAACUGAAUUUCAAGUGAUCCUCAAGGACAAACACAGUGCCCCUGGGCUGGAGGUGAGAGAGGAUGACAGCUUCUGAGGUUGCCUGCUAAAGGGCUCUGAGGUGCCUCCCCCAUCGCCCCCAUUCAAAAUGCCAUUUAAAGCAUUUGAUACCUUCAAAGAAAAGAUUUUGAAACCUGGGAAGGAAGGAGUGAAGAAUGCCGUGGGAGAUUCGCUGGGGAUCUUACAAAGAAAAAUCGAUGGGACCAAUGAGGAGGGAGAUGCCAUUGAGCUGAAUGAAGAAGGAAGGCCCGUGCAGACAUCUAGAACACGCCUCCCUGUCUGUGACUGUAGCUGCUGUGGCAUCCCCAAGCGAUACAUCAUUGCUGUCAUGAGCGGCCUGGGAUUCUGCAUUUCCUUUGGGAUUCGAUGCAACCUUGGAGUGGCCAUUGUGGAAAUGGUCAACAAUAGCACUGUGUAUGUGGAUGGGAAACCAGAAAUUCAGAUAGCGCAGUUUAACUGGGAUCCAGAGACGGUGGGCCUUAUCCAUGGUUCUUUUUUCUGGGGUUAUAUUGUGACACAAAUUCCUGGUGGCUUCAUUUCAAACAAGUUUGCUGCUAACAGGGUCUUUGGAGCCGCCAUCUUCUUGACAUCAACUCUGAAUAUGUUCAUUCCUUCUGCGGCCAGGGUGCAUUAUGGCUGUGUCAUGUGUGUGAGGAUUUUGCAGGGUCUGGUGGAGGGUGUGACCUACCCCGCCUGCCAUGGGAUGUGGAGUAAGUGGGCUCCUCCCCUGGAGAGAAGCCGUCUAGCCACGACUUCUUUCUGUGGUUCCUAUGCUGGGGCAGUCGUUGCUAUGCCCCUUGCGGGAGUAUUGGUGCAGUACAUUGGCUGGGCCUCUGUGUUUUACAUUUAUGGUAUGUUUGGGAUUAUUUGGUACAUGUUUUGGCUGCUGCAGGCUUAUGAGUGCCCAGCAGCUCACCCAACAAUAUCCAAUGCAGAAAAGACCUACAUAGAGACAAGCAUAGGAGAAGGGGCCAACUUGGCCAGUCUGAGCAAAUUCAACACUCCAUGGAGAAGGUUUUUCACAUCCUUGCCUGUCUAUGCCAUCAUUGUGGCAAACUUCUGUAGAAGCUGGACCUUCUAUUUGCUCUUAAUAAGUCAGCCUGCUUACUUCGAAGAGGUCUUUGGCUUUGCAAUAAGUAAGGUGGGUCUCUUGUCAGCUGUCCCACACAUGGUGAUGACAAUUGUGGUACCCAUCGGAGGACAACUGGCUGAUUACUUAAGAAGCCGAAAGAUUUUGACUACAACUGCUGUCAGAAAAAUCAUGAAUUGUGGAGGCUUUGGCAUGGAGGCAACCUUGCUCCUGGUGGUUGGAUUUUCCCAUACCAAAGGAGUGGCUAUCUCCUUCCUGGUGCUUGCUGUAGGAUUUAGUGGCUUUGCUAUUUCAGGUUUCAAUGUCAACCACCUGGACAUUGCUCCACGAUAUGCCAGCAUCCUCAUGGGGAUUUCAAAUGGCGUGGGAACCCUCUCUGGAAUGGUUUGUCCCCUCAUUGUUGGCGCAAUGACCAAGCACAAGACCCGGGAGGAAUGGCAGAAUGUGUUCCUCAUAGCAGCGCUGGUACACUACAGUGGAGUCAUCUUCUAUGGGGUCUUUGCUUCUGGGGAAAAACAGGACUGGGCUGAUCCAGAGAAUCUCUCUGAGGAGAAAUGUGGAAUCAUUGACCAAGAUGAAUUAGCUGAGGAGACAGAACUCAACCACGAGGCAUUCGUAAGUCCCCAAAAGAAGAUGUCUUAUGGAGCCACCACCCAGAAUUGUGAGGUCCUGAAGACUGAGUGGAGACAACAGAGAGAAGCUGCCUUCGAGGGGGAGGAGCCAUCACCCUACCAGACUGAAGAAGGAGACUUCUCAGAAACAUCCUAACAUCCAUCUUCCCUUCAGCUUACAACAAAAAGUAUCCACACCCAUUGCCUUUCCCAUACCUUGGCUUGUCAGGAGGCCAAAUCGGGGGGAAGGGGAGAUUAAAUCAACAACAAAGAAAAGAAAAAAUGCCUUCUUGCAAAGAUGGGAGUAUGAUCUCAGUUGAUAAAAUAGUUGAUCAUAUUUUUUGGGGGUGGAUUGGCCAUUGGCCAUUGAGCCUUCUCUCAAAAGAACUAGUUAUUCAGGAAGAUAUGGCUAGAAGAAUAAAGAGUAGCUUGUUGCUCAAAUAAAUGCUGGAAGAAAUCCCUCUUUGGUCUGGAGAAGAGUAGGUGGUGGUUGCCACCAUAUCUCCUAGGAUACCCAUGUACAGGAGAGUGUCCUAAACCUAAUGAAGGGAACCAUUCACGGGGGCCCUGGGUUGUGCCAGGUGCUUUAUGAACAUUCUUACUUAACCUCCACACCAUAACACAGUUAUUAUACCCACUUUAAACUAAGAACACUAAAACAAUAGGUUGGCCCUACCCAAGGUCGUCCUCUCAGGGCCUAGGCUGAGACUGGCAGAUGAGGGGGAGUUUUAGGAAGGAAGGAAGAAGGAAGGAAAGAAGGAAUGGAGUAAGUAAGGAAGGAAGGAUGGGAGGGUCCAUCUCAGUGUAGGGACAUUUUCAAUGGCAAAAACUAAAACUGGAAUCAGCUGUUUUGUGGGUAGUUCCAUGUUUGGUCAAGUGUGUGUGUGUGUGUGUGUGUGUGUGUGCAUGUGCGUGCUUGCGUGCUCGCAUGCAUGUUUGUAUAUAUGUAAAUAUUUAAACUAAUGUGGCAGAGGGAAUUCAAACAUAUGAAGUUCUAGAAUCAAAGACCCUUAAGGUAUUAUAUUACCUGUUGGACUAAACAAUGUGGUAAAUCAAUGGCUUUUUUUUUUUUAAGUCAUAGACUAGUAAACUAUAUAAAGCUAAGCAAGAUAGCUCAGUUUCCAGGAAUGGUUGAAAAGAGGUACGUGAAAUAUUGGCCAUUAAAUUUAAACCCUCUACAGCAUCAGGAAUUUGAUUAAAUAAUGUCUCAAGUUAACUAUAAGCCCCUAAGGCAUUUAAUACCUAAGAAGCAGGUUCAGGGGAGACUAGGUAGUAGUCUCAUGAAAGAAUCAUGUUCAAACAAAUGUGUGUCACCAGCUUUCUUGGAAAGUGUGGUCAGAUGAUGUAAGACUAUGCCUAAAAGACUCAUGAUGACUCCAUCUGGAAUAUUCAUAGAAAACAAAAACAGCAGCAAUUUUAUAGAGAAAUGCUGCAGUCAAAAUAUCUGAGAAAACCAGGCCUAUAAUUGGUAUUGAAGAAUUCAUCUGUGAUUGUGUAGGGCAAUAACAUGGAUACUGUCUAAAUACAUUUGAAAUGUAAUGUUAGCAUGUAAGGGCAUAUUAGAAAAUUGAAUUAUUUUCUUGCUCCUUAGUUUUGAAAUUUUUAUUUCUAUUUUCAGGAGGAAAAUUUAAUAUGAUGAUAAAACAUAAAUUUACUUGCAUAAUAUUUAUUUUCUAGUUUUUUUCUGUUUUAUUUCUGGACCCUUGUUACACUUACAGAGUUAUAAGGCACUUUAUAAAAAGACUUUAAAAGAGAAGAGCUGAUUUCCCAUUAAAUAAUGUUCUUUAUAUCACUUGUAGAUAGUUUGUGUUAUCAGAUGUUGUUAAAUCUCCUUAUUUUGUGAAUCCAUGUAAGUUCCCUAGAGCAGUUCUGGGCAUAAAGAAGCACUCAAGAAAUAGCUAUCACAUCAGCGUUAUCUUUAACUCUGUGUGACUAUGUAUUCUAGAGUGUCAUGUCAUUUCAUGCAUUGGCUACAGAGUUUAUUAUGAAAGUUGUACUGUUUUCUCAGUAAAAAAAGAAUUAGGAAAAAUAGUGUUUAUUUCUUUGUGUGUUAAUAAAGGAUAAUAACUAUAAGUAUAAAAAGAAACCUCAUGAUGAUCAUGAAGGUAAUGUAGAGUAUGACACAAUCUAUUGUUAGUAUUGACAUCAUGCAGAAAUACCACAUUUUGCUUUUAACCUGCGUGUAUGAUAUGUAUUUUUUAAUGGUGGGCUGGAUGAUGGCAUUAAACACUAUAAAGCAU
Molecule: messenger RNA, 4161 nt
Organism: Mastomys coucha (southern multimammate mouse)
Lineage: Eukaryota; Metazoa; Chordata; Mammalia; Rodentia; Muridae
Gene: Slc17a8
Product: solute carrier family 17 member 8
Exons: 12
Coding region: 309-2078 (589 amino acids)
Biological process (GO): synaptic transmission, glutamatergic; neurotransmitter loading into synaptic vesicle; regulation of synapse structure or activity
Cellular component (GO): synaptic vesicle membrane; excitatory synapse
Molecular function (GO): neurotransmitter transmembrane transporter activity; L-glutamate transmembrane transporter activity
Source: RefSeq, a predicted model, not a curated record